This is a messenger RNA of Acytostelium subglobosum LB1, 450 nucleotides long. RefSeq lists its product as hypothetical. The transcript is spliced from 2 exons. NCBI's taxonomy places the organism in Eukaryota, Evosea, Eumycetozoa, Acytosteliales, Acytosteliaceae. The record is from RefSeq and is a predicted model, not a curated record. The coding region runs from base 1 to 450 and encodes 149 amino acids.
AUGACUCUGGAUCUGUUGCUACAAACAACUAAGCAAUGCUCAUUGGAAUGGAAUGUGUCACUUGCACUCAUCUCCAAGUCGAUGUUCAAGUUCAUCUCUACAAAGAUGUUCACAGAGGUCAUCUUUGUUGAGCAAAGCACUUUUGUUGUGGACUACGUGGAAGCGUUUCAUCACAUCAUCAACUCACAUUGUGUGAUCAAGACACCAAGCAAACUCGUCAUUGAAGGUCAUGGCUUUGACAUGUUGUGUGACAUGCAUCGCAACGCCAACACGGCACACUCCCUCAAUCUCUCCAGACUCUUGAACUUACACCAGAUCGCAGUGGACCGGUCGAAGAAUUCGCCCAAAUUAAGCUCAAUGAGAGAACUACAAGCAAAGUGCCUUAUGCACCAGAGAGAGUGGGACAAGUUCGAAUUCAAACCACUAUGGUUGAAGCAGCGUCUCUACUAG